AUGGGAGCUGAAGAAGAAGAGGUCGUUGUCACUCUCUCUGGAGGAGCACCCUGGGGCUUCCGUUUGCAGGGGGGCUCUGAACAGAAAAGACCCCUUCAAGUGUCAAAGGUAGGAAAGGAAUAUAUUCUAACCGUCCAAAGGUGAAGAAAGGCCAAUGGUUUAAUAUGUGAUGAAACUCGUUUGACUGCUUCGCUGCAUUUAAAUAAGUUUAUUCUCAGAGCAGAAAGCAUGCAUUCAAACUACUUCCACCAGAAUUGGAAUGCAUCCUUCAUCCUUGGACUGUGUAGUUACCCGUUUUAAUAUACAGUAGCAAGACUUAUUUCCAAGGAAGCAUGCAUGGAAUUGGACUUCAGAAUACUAUUAGGCAACCUAUAACUUGUGAGGUUCAUAUAGUAUUGUGGGCUGGUUUGUGCAGCCAAUGUUUUUGUUAGCAUCCUUUUUAUUUUUAAGGUAAGCUAAUGCAGUGGUUACAGUGGCACAUUUUAAAAUGUAACUCAUGGAUUGAAAAUGAGGCGCUCAAUAAAUGAAGCCUAGAUUCAAUAUGGUUUCAAGUAUGGAUGCAACAUUUAAAUUGUUAAUCAGAUCAACCUAUUUACAAAUUUUCUGCUGAUUAAAACGGUGUUCCUGAUUAGUUGGGGAAGUACUUGUAAAAAGUGCAAAUGACAAGCACCAUCUUUGUUGAAAAAUAUUUUUUAAUGACAAGCACUGUCUUAAAAUGACUGUUUCACCCUUUUCUCACAUGAGAAAAUGCCUAAUGUGUGCACACAUCAUGUAAAAACAAGUAUAUAUUUUGCUUUGGAACUAUUGUUCUACUCCAUAUGCACAUUUAUUCAACAAUUAAAUUAAUUAAGAAAGAUUACAUACAUACAACUCUCUAGAUGCGAUGCUUUUUCAGAUCUGUGGUUUGUUUAAACAAGGCAGGUGCAUGUAUCUCUCAAUUGUUAUUUGUCCCUUGUAGAUUAAUGAAUAUGUAUGCAAAUUGAUUGUGGGGCUUUGUCCCAUGAAAAUAGUUACAUAAAUUCUUCUCUGGUUUGGAACAAAUUUCAUGAACUUCUGGAAAGUCAGCUGCCUCUCUGUCUUUAAGAAAUGCUGUAUUGACCUAUCAUACAUGAAAGAACAGUUUCGAUGGAAUGAUCUGAUCAUGCCCAGCAAGAGGGGAGGGUUCCUAAAUGCAGGCUGCUGAAAUAAAGGCUUAUAGUCUUUCUUGUGUGCAAGCUAUCAAUUUCUACCUAUCUAAUCUGUAUGCAUAUGCUGCAAUACUGCUGAAGGUAGCAGUGAUUCAUGUUGAAACUAAUGGAAUAUAUUAAUCUUGUUUUAUGUAAGUUGCAUAACAUACAAAACAUUCAAUCAUGCCUAGUCAUGAUUGUUAGCUGGACACUGGGUACCUUGCUAUCUCCCACUGAGCAGCAAAAUGUAAUAGCCAUUGUAGCAGCAGCGGCAGCAAUAUUAGCAUAGUUUAUUUUUUAUAUGCCACUGUUCUACCAAAUUGAGUUGUUUUAAUUUUUUGAUGUUUGUUGCUCUGGGCUCCUUUGGGAGGAAGAUUGGGAUAGAAAAUUAUCAAAAUAAACAAAUGUACUCAUAUACAGCAUAACCAAAUAAGCCAUUCAAUAAAAUAAUUAAAAAUACAGUUUACAAUAUCUAAAAGCAAAUACAAACACUAAAAUAAAAGUAACAAGGCUGAACAGUUUUGGACCUUAAAACUGGCAGUAAUAAAACUAGGUGUUGUAUUUUAAAAGGCUGUUGAAAUAAAUGCAUCUUCAGUUUCUAUCAAAACAGACACACAAAGCAGAAGCCAGUCCAGUUUCGAUAGGGAGAGCAUUCUAGAGUUGCACCCUGCCACAGAAAAAGCCCUCAUCUAUUUUACACACUUGAUGAAUGUCCCAAGAUAGCACCCCUAGAACAGGACCUCUAGAGUUAAUAUUCAGUCCCAGGUGGGCCUAUAUGGGAGCAAGCAAGAGAGGAACAAUAGAACAUGAAUUCAUCUUUGUUGAUUGUUCAAAACUUCCUGCACUGCACAAACUUUAAAAAUUAAUGAAGCAAACCAAUCCUCAUAUUAUCACAGGACUGGAAUUAGGUUACUGCUGUGCUGUUCAGAUAUGCACCCAGCAUCCCUGGACAGUUCACCAGUGCUCACAGUUGGGGGCCGUGACAGCACUCAUGUGCUAGUGACGCAUGAAGGAAGCCAAUUAAGUCACGAUGAGAGUAUUUCCACAGCACACCCAUGCAUCACUACAAAAAACAUGCAAGAUGACACCAUUCUCCCUCCAAUGACCCCACUGACACAGCCAGUGGUAACUCCCACCCCUGUCGGUUUCCAUACAGGGGUCCAAACCCCUUUAUGCUCUUCGCAGCCACUGUUUUUGAGGACAGUACACAACCGAAAGGAAGACUUGCAACACAGCACUCACAUAGCUUAAUGGGCGCAUAUCGUCUCUGGGAUAUGGGUUCAAGAGCUGCUUGGGGAUGGGAAAGAACCUUUCCCCAAACGCCCAAGGGAAGGGGGUGACGGGACACGCAACAAGGGCAGCCACAGCUGUAUACUGGCAGCAACUUCCAGUGGUUCACACUACCAGUGGGCAUAGUGUUGAGAAGCAGCGGGUGGCAGUUUAAGCCCCAUUAGGGAGAAGGGAGGAACAUUUACAUCUUUCUCAUGCAUGGGGGGAAAAAGUUGAGGGCAAAAAAUUAGGAGUCCCCAGGACUCAAGCACUACAGAGCAGAUGCCUAACCACUCAGCCACAGCAGCAGAUCGCAUUCAGAUGCCAGGAGCAAUGGGAGGGGAAGUCAGCUGUGAAGUCCAGGGACGGAAAGUGAACUGGUGUAAGGUUGUGCUGUUGAUGGCUAUGUGGCUGUGAAUUACUGGGAAAAAGAACACAGCAGUGUGCUACUCCCUCAUGCUGCCAACGUCUCUACCCUAUUUCAGCCAUUCUGCCAACACAUAUUUUGCCAGUGCAGCAGCUCAGCUGGAGAAGGGUUCAGCCAACACUAGCUGCCACUGCAUCCAAGAUAUUCCGCUGCUUCAUCCGGAGUUCCACUGGGGUAGUAGGGCUUCUUCCAAAUGCUACAGCCCUUCAUCUGCUAGAUCUUCAGGAAAGGGUUGUCGCCCCCAAAUCAGUAGUUAUCAGAAAUUCAACAUUCUUGGAUGAAUCGUUUAGCUCCUGCAAUCAUGCUAUUGCAAAUGUAGCCUCUAUGCAGCUUCCAGAAAUACCUGUGUUACUGGAAAAUGAGAUUAGGUUCCAGACCUAAAUGCUUUGGUAGAAGUAAGCUGUUAAAGGGAAUGAGACCUUUGUCAGUCUUUGAAGCUUUGGUGACUAGUGAUGGGAUACUACAUGCAGGCUGAAGAGCAUAUGUGCACCACAAACUUAAACAGGUCUUUCUGUAUCGCCCUUGGGAUUCUCCCUAGACCACAUGCUGCACACAAAAACCCCUUGAGUCUUUUUGCCAGGACAUAAUGUAUCCUUGAACACACUUGCUUGCCUUGGACAAGAGAAAGGAGUGUGUGAGUAUGUAGAAACUCAUCUGCACUGUAUAGUUGUACAACUUUAACAGUCAUGGCUUCCCCCAAAUAAUUGUGGGAACUACAGCUUGAGAAAGCUUGUGAAGUAGCAGCAUCAAUUCUUUUUUCUUAAUGAUCUAGCCAGCUGCAGCAUCACAGUUUUAUGUGGCUGAGAAAAUAGAUGUGGGGUUACUUCCUCCCUAGAAGCAUAACCAUUUGCGGAGAGGUGCCCAUGUCUUCUCAAAGAGUGCAACUCUGUGGAAUUGGGGGAAAUGGAAAAGUCUGCACACAAGUUGGGCUGCUACUAACAUCAAGUCCUUUUGUCAAUAUCUAGUGUUUUGUAUUUUAUGUUGGGGUGAUGUUGAACCCUGUGUAACUGAAGACUAGGGCUGGUCUCUUCCGUUAGGCCUCAGGCAGUGGAUUUGGAAUGUCACUGAAAGGCGGCAAACAUUAGUUAUUUAAUUUAUUGUCUUUUACUCACAGGGAGACUCAGAGGUAUUUGCUGUAUUGGGGUGCAUAUUUAGGAGGCAGGGUAGCAUAUGUUGUUUUGCCCAAGGCAGCAAAAUGCUUCGGGAUAGCCAAGCCCGGUGCUCCUUCUUAAAAGUAAUGGAGAAAUUGAGCAGUUUAUAUACCAAUACUGAAACCAAGCCUGAUUGCAUUGGGUCCAAAUAGUCCAUCUCAUCAAAGAGCACAUGGAGUCACUGUGGUCUAUCCAAAUUUGAGCAUUAUUUAGCUGUUAAUCCACUCUGCCCCCCUGCCUUCAAAUUGGACCAAAGCAGUCAACACCCACACAUAUUUGAAUUUGUUUAUAAGAAGCAACUUCCCUCAUUCAUACCAAGAGACUUUCCCUUUUUCUAAUUUGUUGGUUCUGUUAUGCCAGUUAAGUACCAAACAGGGCAUUUAUACAGAUUUGUGCCAGAAACAAAUUUCUAAGGGCACAAUCCACUAUGAAUUGCUAUGUAAGCCCCAUUGUGAUGUAUGUAUGUAUGUAUGUAUUCAUCAUCUUUUAUAUGUGAACAAGUGAAAAUUCUAGUGUUGGUGGGACACAGUUGUUGAAUACCAUCCUGUGAACUUUGUUCAGUAACAGAUUGGCAGCCAGUGUUAAUUCUACAAACAAGGUGCUAUAUGCUGGCAGUAGUUUGUCCCCAUAAGCAAUCAAGUAGUUUUGCACUCCUGCAACUUCUCGACCAACCUCAAAGGUAGCCCCAUAUAGACUGCAUUGCACUACUCCAACUUUGAGGAUACCAAUGCAUGGACAACUGCAUUGGUCAAGCUGUCCCAGCCCAGGAACGGCCACAUCUGUUUUACCAGCCAAAGCUGGUAAUAGGCACUCCUAGCCACUGAAGACAUCUGUGCCUCUAAUGACAGAGCAGGAUCCACAAGCACUCCCAAACUACGCACCUGCCUUUUCAAAAAGAGUGUGACCAAGAGCAGGCAACUUGCUGACUUCCUGGUUUUGGGAACCACUCACCCACAGAGCCUCUGCCUUGCCAGGAGUCAGACUCAAUUUAUUAGUCCUCAUUCAAUUCACCACUGCAUCCAGACACUGGUCUAGACCCUUCUCAGCCAUUCCCAAUUCAGACACUACGGAGAAAGAAUUGGAUAUCAUCAGCAUACUGUUGACACCUCAGUCCAAAUCUCCAGAUAACCACUCCCAGCAGCUUCAUACGGAUGUUAAAUGGCUCUGGGCUUAACCUCAGAUAACAUGCUAAUCAACAGAGCACUUCAACCCUAUAAACCAGCAAGCUGCCUUUACAUGCUCUCUGUUCAAAAACAUAUGGCUGUUAACCAGAAGAUUAGACCAAGCUAUUAGGAGAGUCCCAGCCUGUGAACACCUAUUCCUGCUGGGAGAUUUUGAUGCCAGAGUUGGGGAACAUUGGGAUGGCAAGCUUCCCAAAGCUAUGGGGAGCUGGCUUCAGGCACCAACUCUGUGUUACAAAGAUGUUUGCAAACAGGACAUGAAGAUUGGCGACAUUAACCCCGUCAUGCAGGAAUACCUUGCAUACGACCGCAGUGCCUGGAAACAGGUUGUGUAUCCACAGCAGUGACCAGAGAAGGAAUGACCACUGGGAGGAGCACAGAAAGAAGAAACUAUGGUGCAUCUACAGCAGCAAAACCAGAUGCCUUCAUCUGCCCCAGCUGAGGAAAAUGUUUCUGCCGUAACAAGUCUUUACAGCCACAGCAGGCACUAUAACUCUCCAAUGGUUUGACUUGACCUCUGAAGGCACACUCUUCCAUUGUCUCCUGAGACAGACGGGUGCCAACUAACCAAGUGGUGGUUGGAGCCCACCUAAGGACAACUGUGGGCAGGAUUCCUGCAUUGUAGGUUGUUGAACUAGGGUCCCUUCCAACUCUACAGUUCUAUGAUAUUGUUAUCCUGUCACAGAGAACCCAAUGCUGUAUUCUCAAAAGCCUUUCAUCUGGUCUAUUUAAAUUUUCUUCCAUCAGCAGUUCUGAAAGGGAGGUUCCAGAAAAUCCUUUAUUGUCAACAUUAUUGUCUCUGUGAAUCAAUCCGGUGAGGUAGUAUCUAUAACUCGCAUCUUACGUACUGCACGUCUUAUCAUGAUAUACAUAAGAUUUUUAUGGAUCUCUUUUAUCAGAAAUUUCCAGGAUGAUUGGAUUAAAUUGGAUCGUUAAAUAAUACUAGAUUGCUUUUCUGCUUAAAAUUGGACACUUAAUGUGAGCUGUUUUGUGAAACUAACAGAAACUCCAGUUGGAAAUGGGACAUACGAACUUGCCGUGAGUGAAUGGAUUUUUAAACUCCACUCAUUGUGGCAGCUGCUGGUUCUGCUGAAUUAGCCUUUUGGAGGAGUCGGGUUAUGAUACUUGACAUAUCCUUUCCAUUCCAGUGGAACAGCUGUUGCUUAAUACCUUUUCUCCUCAUCAGUGCAUUACGGACACAUGUAUUCAUCCUUCCCUGUUUAAUUAUGUUGCUCCUCUCUCGUCUUCCUGUAGGAAGAAUUAGGAUGUUUUUAUAUAUCAGGAUUUCUGGCAAUAAAUAGUAUUUCUUUCUUAUUUGUAAUGCACAGUCCAUACGCUGGUUGAGCAUCUGUUGUAAAGAUAGUGGUAUCACCCCCACCCCAGACCUUCCAUGUGUCCCUAUUUUCCAGGGAUGUCCCUGAUUUAGAGAAGCCAUCCCAGUUUCUGAUUUGAUCCCAGAAUGUCCCACUUUUCCUUAGGAUGUCCCUAUUUUCAUUGGAGAAAUGUUGGAGGGUAUGGAGUUAUCUAACCCCUGAGCCAAUCCUGUAUAGGGAAGUUUUUUUACUAUUUAAUGUUUUAUUGUGCUUUUAUAUAUGUUGGAAGCUGCCCAGAGUGGCUGGGGCAACCCAGUAAGAUGUGUGGGUUAUAAAUAGUAAAAUUGUCAUUAUGGAAUGGGACGUCCCUAUUUUCAUUGGAGAAAUGUUGGAGGGUAUGCCAGCCCUGCAAUUUGCAUCCCCCCUCCACUGGGGAAAUCCAAUUAUACUCUCACAUAGUAUAUUUGUAUCUAUUAGGAUGACUUAUUUUCCACUGCUUGUGAUGUUUAGGGAAGUUUUUAAAGUUUGAUAUUUUAUUGUGUUUUUAAUAUUCUGUUGGGAGCCGCCCAGAGUGGCUGGGGGAACCCUGCCAGAUGAGCGGGGUAUAAAUUUAUUAUUAUUAUUAUUUAUUAUUAUUAUUCUUUAGAUGGGACAACGAGAAGAGGCUGGUUCACUCUUCUGAAUUACAAACAGCAGCAGCUGAACUUUUCAAACAGCACACAGCAAAUAGUAGAGGGGAUAGCAGAAGGCAUUUUGGAUCAGUUCAGUUUCUUGUGUGUGAUUACACAGUAUGUGAUUACGAAGUCACAUAUAAAGUCAGCCACAAGGUUUAUUGCAGCACACUUUGAAAAGUACUUUAUAGUGCUGCACUUAGUGAGUUUAAGUGGGUCCUUACUGUUUGUUUCAUGGUUUAUAUCUAGGAAUAUGUUUUUUGCAUCGCUUGGAAUCACCAUGCUGACUGGGAUUGAUUGGAGUUGUAGCCAAAAACAUCUGGAGGUGUAAUAUGUGCAAAGCCCAGACGUACAGAGUGUGGGUUGCUUUGAAAGUUUAAGGUACACAUUAUACUUUUAAAUAUAGUGUGUACUUUCGUCCUCUCUUCCCAGAUCAUCUUUUUCACUGAUACCAGACCAGGCUAUAGUUGCAAAGAAACUGAGAACUAGUCAGUCAAGUUGUGUUGGCAAUGUUAUGUUCCAAAGGGAUUUAUGAGUUUUUGAAAAGCUGCCUCUGGGAACAAGAACAGUUGGGAAGUCUUUCAUCCUAUUUUUAGAGUUUCUCCCUCUGUGUGGGGAGCUGGCUGUGAAGACUGAGAGUGGACUUUGUUGAUUUUAGAUGCCCGGGACACACAACGUAGUUGGAGACUGCUUGGUAAAUGAAGAGCUUUGCUGCAGAGUUUUUUCCUUGCUCAGUUACGUACAAACUGGAGUUCCCGAAUUACCAUAAAUCCUGACAUGGACCAAGCUGUGGUUAGGCCAGAGUACUCUGAUCUGGCUCCAAGCUCCAGAUUUCAUAGCCAUGGAGGCUGAGAGUUGCUAGGAGUACACUCCAGGAGUGCAAGAUUCUUAAGAGACGAAUUGUAUGUGAUGGUUGCCAUUGCCCCUUCAAGCAAAAUUGGGUUUGCCAUUGAAUUCCUGUCAAGUGGCGUUAAGGCUUAAAACACAACAUGGGUAGGUUAGAGGCAGGAGCUGAAUUCACUCGCUUCAUUUUUCCUGACCCUCUGAAACAGCCUUUCAAUAUCAUCUUUCUGCUGGUGAGAUGCCAUGAGUUGAAGUAAUUCUAGGAGGAAACAUCUUUAAACUAUGUUUUUUGGGGUGAAAGAAUUAUCGAGAGAGAGAAGGUUCAGACACUUUCAAUGGCUUUGUGAUUUUAGGCUGCUUUUACUCUUGGGAGGGCCUUGCAAUAGGGUUGUUUAGAUCCAAUUUGUCAAUGUGUGUGAUUGGCACAUGAGGAUCCACACACUUCUGUUUUUUCACUCACCAUUUCAUUGCUUUGCUUCUUCUUGUCAUCCAUACCACUGGGUGGAGUUUGGUAGAAAUAUCCUGGGUAUGUUUGGGAUUUUUCUGUCCUCUCAAUCAUUCCUCCCCUAGUUAUCGUACAAAAUUUAAAAGCAGUCUGCUUGGUCUAUUUUUAAAAUUAAAAAUAUAUUUGUUUUUGCAGAAUUGUAAUUUAACAGAAUUGAGGCUAAGAAUGGCUUUUGCCUUCUUGCUGUAAGGGUUUUAGAAAUGGACUGACAGUGUAAUCCUAUGCAAUGUUUACUCAGAAGUAAGCCCUGCUGGGUUCUUACUCCCAGCUUCCAGAAUCCAGGCUGUCACUAUUUUGUGAGUCUGAUACAGCUGUAUACCAACAAAUUUAGGUUGCACAAUUAAAGUGGAUUUGGUGCUUUUGCACACACGCAAAAACCCCACAUCCCCCAAAAUUCACAGAAUGUAUGUGGUAAGAAAAGUGAUGGGAAUGUGCACUGGAAAAUGUGGAAUAAGGGCAGUGAUGGGCAAUACCAUACAAUGUCUGUGCAAACAAAUUGGAAGGAAAACUCAACAAACAACAAUGUCAUAUAAUCUCCACACAGAUUUUGUGCAAACAAAGCAGGAUGACUGCUUAAUAAAUAGGUUGUCUGGAGUAGCACUUGGAACUCUGCAGCUAGCGCAGGCUGGUCCUUCCCUACCAUGAUGGGAUAGAAAGUUGUUAGCAUGAUCUUUAGUUCCACAUGAAACCUGCCCCCCAUUUAUUUUUAUUAAUGUUCAGAAUAUUAUGGAACCACAGAAACAUGUAAACAAUAACAAAAAAAUCAAUAAUAUAUCCAACUAAAAGCAGGGUAUACAAAACCUAAACAUAUAAAAUAAUAACAAUGAUCUGUUCUGAUAGUGGAGCAAGAGGUAAAGAUUGUGCAAUCAAUUCCUCUUUCUGCUCUAUAGCUUAAAAAACUGUCUUAGUGUGGUGGAGCACUCCACUCCUCAGGUUCAGGACUGAGUGGGAGGAAAAAGGUAAAGGUAAAGGGGCCCCUCACCAUUAGGUCCAGUCGCAGACGACUCUGGGGUUGCAGCGCUCAUCUUGCUUUACUGGCCAAGGGAGCUGGCGUACAGCUUCCAGGUCAUGUGGCCAGCUCAUCCCGUCGCAGGGAUUCGAGCCGCCAACAUUCCGAUCAACAAACCCUAGGCUCUGUGGUGGAAAACUCAUUGCCAAACCCCCAAAUCUGACAAUUACCAGAUUGCAUGAGAGUGUUGGGGGGGAACUGGAUUUGGGAGAAUUUUAGUUUUAGCAAGGUGCUAAGAAUUCCCCCUUAGAACUCCUUGGCAUGCAUAUGCACACACCUAUUAGAAUGCUGCCAUUUUCAGGGGGUGACAUCUAGAUGUGUCCAUCUACUUGCUCAGCAGGAUUUCCCCUUCCUCUCUUCCAUCUGCACCCUUAAAUUGUGUGGGACCUUCCAGAGUAAAUGGGGGUUUGAAGGUUGGAGGGGAGAGAAAAGGAAGGAGAAGUAUUAUUGUGUAAGUGGAAUCCCAUUCAUGUAACACUGGGUAUCAUCCAGAGAAGUCUGUUCUCCCCCUUUUUGGGCAGGUGGCUUUGCGGGCAGGACCUGGGCCUCCCUGGUAAACUGGCCUAUCGCAGGCCGGAUCGUAUUCCUGCCGCCAAAUGGGCCAAUGGCGGCUGGAGUUAGUGGGUGUUCCCCUGAGUGUGGGACCAACCAACCAAUUGCGGCCCUUGGCGCCACGCCCAGGGGAAGUUUAAAUGCCUGGCUGGCAGGGCUUUUCUGCCUUUCUCUCGCUGCACCCGUUCUCCCACUUACCCACCCUCCCUCGGAUUAGGGUUUUUCAUGGAUGGUUUGACCUUGCUAUGGACAAUGUCAGCCACCUAAAUUUUCAGGGGCCAGGCAAGAAUUUUUUCCACUUGAUUAAUUGGCACCACCACUUGGGUUUUCGCCUACCUCGUAGCAAUCGUCACAACUUUGAAAGGCGGAUAGGCAUUGGGUAAACCUAGUCUUGGUUGGAGGUGAGGUGGUAGCCUCUGCCUGCCCCUCCAUGGGUAAAAGAAUCCAGGAGGAGUGGCUCCUGUCCGAUACCCAGACGCGGGCUAGGGCCAUACUACUCCUCCAACAGGGACCACUUGAGGGAUGCCCCGAUUUGAUGUAGGGUGUGUCCCCACCCCACCCCGCCGCUGCCAUCUUCAUUCUUAGAAACACUCCCAGCAGAUGGGCAGGAGUGACAUGUAACCAAUAAAGUUGUGGCCUUAUUUGAUCCUAAAUCAAUAUCCUGUGUUAUGUCUAGUUAUUUGCACCUUACGGAACAGGGUGGUUAUGGGGCCUCAAUAUGCAAAUGAAAAGCGGAUAGUCUAUGGCUGUGUACAUCCUCCAUACAUUUAAAGGACAUCAUUUCCCCCCAAAGAAUCCUUCUGUAGUUCAUUAAGAAUGCUGGAAAUUGUAGCUCUGUGAAGGAUAAGCUGUGGUUCCUAGGAUGAUUUGGUGUUUGUGCUUUAAAUGUAUGGUGCAUGCAGCAUUCUUUGUGGAGAAAUAUCUCCAUGAAAGAGUUGUUUCUCUCCAAAUAUUGGGCUUGAGGCACCUUUUUCCCAGUCAGUUACAUUCUUCAAAUACAAGCAGAUACCUUCGCUCCAGCUUCUCCCAAUGAUAGCAUCUCACAUGAGUGUACAUAGUUCUUUAUUUUGUUAUUUGCCUACAAACUGUAUCCCAGAAAACUUGGUGAAAUGAGGGAAGGAAACCAGAUGGAAACCGCUCAGUUUGAUAGGAGCAGGAGAGCCUGUUUGCUCUGUUGCUCUAUUACUAGGUUUCAUGUUCUCAUUCCAGAUUUUUUUUUUCUUUUCCAAAUGCUAGAGGCAGAGGAAGGGCAAAGUCUCUGGAAGGCCAGGAUGAUGGCAUUUGUGCUGAUGAAUGUGGCAGAUGGAAUGAGCAAUUUCUAUUUUAAGAUUGCAGGAAAAGCUUGGAGCUGAUCCCCAGAGGCUGAUAAAGGUCCAACAAGUGUCUAGACAGCUCAUACCUCCCAAAGAAAGAUAGGCAUUUCUUCCUUUUCCUUGCUCCUCCACUUUGCAGGGGAGACACGGAGGACCAGGGUGUUAUGUUAGGCUCAUCAUCAGCAACUAUGCAGUUUUUUAAAAGUAGGGGUACACUGGGGGAAGGGGUUUGUUUUCAUUGGGACCACAGCACACUGAGAGGGAAAGGUUAACCCUAUCCUCCCCAUGUCACCUAGGUCCUGAUGAAAGGACCCCAGUUGUUGCUAUUAACUGCCAGCUGGCAGGAAGUGGAGUGCCUGGUUUUGGCCAAUGGGGGAUGAGUAUAUCCCAUGCAUUGAGAACACUGCCCCCCACUGUUGUGGUUGGGGAAUUGCUGGAGCAAUACAGUUCGGCAAAGGAAGAUGGCUCUCACGUAUGGCAAUGCAGGGGGAGGGAAAGACUUGGGGUAUUUGCAGCAGGUCCUUUGGAUAUAUCAGCCCCACACUCACUCCAGUUAUUUGAGUGGAGGCUGUUGUUACCUAUCCCAAUUUGACGUACCCAUUUAGGGUUGUAAGGAGAGACGUCUUGGUACUGUGCUCAAGCUUAGGCCGUUCUUUGCAGAGUAGUCCCUUUGUGUGCAACAUGUCCUUUCUACGUCGUUUCACGUUACUGAAGUUGCCCCUUGUGAGGGCUAGGUGUGAAUGCCAUGAGACGAGAGAGAGGACACACACUAAGCAGCUGUCAUCUGAGUUAUGGUCUCCCUAUGUGGGGUUCGCAUCAACGAUGGGGUUGUGGCCAUGGGCUGAAGGGAUAUAGGAUGUGGCAUAAGUGUGCCCCUUUCGUGUGCUGACCAAACCCCCUUUUCAGCUUUUCCAUGAUGGUAACUGUCAUGCUGUUGGUAUCCCUAUUGAUAGCCCAGGAGGGAACUUUCUCCUUCACUCUCUCUUCUCCGCUUUUCCCUUUUUAGAUCCGUAAAAGAAGCAAAGCAUGCCGUGGGGGCUUAUGGGAAAAUGAUGAACUGGUAACCAUCAAUGGGAAAUCAUGUGCUGGCCUCUCACAUGCCAGCGCCAUGCAGAUCAUCGACUCCUCAAAUGGCAUCCUCAACAUUGUUGUUAAAAGGUAAAUGAUAACAGCUGUUGGCUCUUGGUGUCAGCUGAGCACGGUGAAAAAUGCAGCACCCUGUUAAGGUAGCACAAACUGAUUUUGAUUAAAUGUUCAAUGUAAUUAUAUAUGUGAUUUCAUAUACCUUCCCAGCUAUGCCUGACCUGUGCUCCUACUUCAAUCCAGAAUGCAUGCAAAUGUCAUGCGAAAAUUACUCCCCCCACUAACAGUUACAGGGACUCUUUUUCAUUAUAUGUAGUCUGUUUUUUUUAAAAAAAAACCUCAGAAUGAAUCAUAUUAGGCUUCUGGACAUGUUGGACAUUCAGAGUGUGACCAGGCUGGCCUGUUUAAAAGAAGAUGUCAGACGUGUAAGAAAAGCUUUCCUGCACCGUAUUCCAAGUGCCUGAUGUCUCUUUUAAGCCACAGCUGUCUUGCCUUCUAAUACAGCAUUAGGACACUAGUGAUCCUUGUGGCCUGAGCGGGUGUUGCAUUGACAUGCUAUUAUUGCACAUUCAGUAGCUGAGAGCCUGGUUUAAAUUUGAAGCCAGCUACAUGGAAUGCUGCAUGGGUAAAUUCUUGCUUGCUCAGCACUUAGUGUAAAUAGGAUCAGUGUAAUAGCAUCAUCUAUCCAAGUUCUCAUUCUGAAGGCUUAUGGUUACUUUACUUAUAUAUUUUUUUAUAAUUGCAUUGGAGGGUAGAUAUCAAGAAUAUGUGAGCCAGGUAGGUAGGUAGAUAAAUAAAUAAAUAGAUACAUUGAUCAACACCACACCAAAGACUUAUAUGAAAAUGUGGGAAAAUAAGAUAGAAGCUCUUGUGGAGAUUGUUAAGCAGUUAAAAAACAGAAAGCAAAAGGUUAGGUUAAACAGUUUUCAUAUUUCAGGAAAGUUAGCAAUGCUAUACCCAAAUAACCUGUACCAAGACUGUUGCUAUUUACUGUAUUUUUUGCUCUAUAAGACACACCAGACCACAAGACGCACCUAGUUUUUGGAGGAGGAAAACAAGAAAAAAAAUGUUCCGAAUCUUAGAAGCCGGAACAGCAAAAGGGAUCGCUGCGCAGUGAAAGCAGCAAUCCCUCUUGCUGUUCUGGCUUCUGGCAUUCGCUCCAUAAGACGCACACACAUUUCCCCUUACUUUUUAGGAGGGAAAAAGUGAGUCUUAUAGAGCAAAAAAUACGGUAACUUAUAUAUCAGGAGUAAGAUGUGGACAGUGAGUGAGGAGAGAACCCUUGUGGGCUUGAGUCGUCUUCUUUGAAUGCAGCUCCUUGUUGUUUUGCUGAUAAACAGGCCACCAUGGCUGCCCUCUGGAAGCAUGGAGAUAAGCUGUUCAACAAAAAAAAGACAAAAUUCCGCUGAGCUAAUGCAAACGCUUGAGUGAACCAGAGCAGCUCUUUAGAUCCCAGCCACUCGGCUCAGUCAGCAUAAGCCCAACUGGAAAAACUCAUGGCUGUCAACUGAGCCUUAGUUUAAAGUUGUGUUCCUGGCAACAGUGCCUGCAAUAUCACAAGCAGUGCCAAUGCAGCCUGUAUGGUCUUUUGGCAGCCUUCUCUGGGCUGGAGUAUGCUUGUGGGCCCUCUAUUAAGAAAGAUGUCCAGCGUGUAAAGAAUUGUAUUCUGACACAAGGUCAACAUUAAUUAAAGGAUAAGUUGCACCCAUGGGACACUGCUAUGCAUGCUCAUUUGUAUAAAAAUUAAAGUAUUUAACAAUUUUCUCAUUUAUCAAUUGUAUGCAGUUAGCAGCUUCUUUUAGUGUGCCAUAACAACGAUAAAGCAUAACACUGUAGGUUUAGGCAAUUUUGACCAUUUUCACAUAAGGUGGCACUAUUUAUUUUUAAAAUGCCUUGAUCUGAUCCUAGAUCAUCUGGUACUUGCCCCUCCUGCUGCUUGCACGUAUCUCAGUGGCGAAUGUCAGAUUUUGCACACACAAGAGGCCAUGUUCAGUCCCCUGGCUCUCCAGUGAAAAGGACUGUGGAUAGCAAGGCUGGGAAAGACCUCUGGUUGUUUGCCAAAACAGAUGUGACCCAGGAUCAGAUUUCCUGAUUACUUUCUUAAAGCAGCAGUGGGGAAGGAGGGUGCUCUCAUUUGGAUUGGAAUCACAGUGCUCAGAAAGGAGGCGUUGACACAUUUUCCUGGGUGCUAUCAGUGCCGCUUCUUAGGUCAAAACUGGAGGCCCUGGUUGCUGCUUUAAAGAGAAAGAAAAUGUUGGGAAAUCCAAUUCUUCUCUCCCACGUCAUACGUAUUUCAGCCUUGAGACAUUGGAGAGUACUGCAAAUCAAAGGAAACUAUUAGCUAGAGUGACCAAUGGCCUGACUCAGUAUUAUCUACCAGACCCCAAACUUGCAUCCUAAUUCCUUGAGAAAUUUCAUUUCAAGUUGGACUUCUAACAUUAAAAGAAUUUUCUCAAGAAAUUAGGGUUCACGGUACAAACUUGAUACUUUAUCAAGUUGAGAUGUGCUUUUAACCGGUUUUUCUGUCGGAGUAUGUAUAUUGUGUGUUUGCUGUUUGUAUGGUGUUUUGCUAAUUGAAGUAUUCUAUAAAUCAGGGAUGUCCAACACGUCAAUCGCGAUCUACUGGUCGAUCCCUGUGAGGUUUUGGUAGAUCGCAAUCGAUCGCUGGCCCCCUUCCGGCCCCGGUCCUUCUCCCUGCACCGGCGUCUAUUGCUGCAGAAGGGAAGGCAGAGUUUAGAAACUCCACCUUCCCUUCUGGGCCAGCGAUCAUAAGAUUAGUGGCUGCUUCUGUUGCUCCCUCCCUCAGAAGAGCUGCAAAAAAGUCCCUGCCCCCCUAAAAAAUGGGGCAUCUCUCCUCCCCCCAAAAAGGUGAACAACUUUGAUCUGUACCCCUAAAAAAGAGGGUAGAUCACUGCCAGAUUUUAAUUUUGAAAGUAGAUCGCAGUCUCUCGGGAGUUGGCCACCCCUGCUAUAAAUGUUGUGUAGUUGUAGUUUUUUGUUUUGUUUCUUUUCUGUGUGGGGACACUUAUUAUGCACUGUAUCUAACCCAGUAUAAAACAGCUUCAUAUUUCUCUUUUGUUAAGAACUAGCUAUUCUCCAAGCAUCCAAGGGCAUUGUGCAUUUUCUCUGUUUCCCAUUCAACACCAUUCUUGCAAGGUUAAUUUUUCUUAAAAACUAUUUUAUAGAAGAUUGAUAAAUAUCAAAAUCAACAAACAACUAAAAUUAUAUCUUACUUUUCUGAUAACUGAAGCUAACAAAUGAUGGAUAAUAGAUAUGCUGAGACCACACUCUAAAUAAUAUGCACAGUUGCAAUUGCUUAACCUAAAAAAAGAGCUGGAAAAGAUUCAGAAGAGGGCAACCAAAAUGAUCAAGGGGUUAGAGCAACUCCCCUGUGAGGAAAGGUUACAUCAUUUGGGGUGUUUUAGUUUGGGGAGAAAGUGAGCAAGUGGGGAGAUGAUAGAGGGGUAUAAAAUUAUGAAUGGGGUAGUGAAAGUGGAUAGAGAGAUUCCCCGCCACACACACCUUCUCAAUUUACUAGAACCAAAUCCUGUGACAAAUUAAUCUUUUUGGUAUACUGUUUUGAGAGCUUUUAGGGGGCCUUUUUGGACAAUCAAACAGUGUCAAAAUUUUAUGAAAUAUAGUGAAAAUAAGAUACAAAAAUGCAUUAUAUUAUUGAAAAAUGCCAUGCAAAAAUGUGCAGAUUAGGGAAAAUUACUUAGAUGUGUAUAUUAGGUGUUGUUCCAGGUGAUGAAUUUUUAUGAGGACUUUACUGUAGUUUUCCAUGUACAGUGGUACCUCGGGUUAAGUACUUAAUUCGUUCUGGAGGUCCAUACUUAACCUGAAACUGUACUUAACCUGAAGCACCACUUUAGCUAAUGGGGCCUCCUGCUGCCGCCGCGCCCCCGGAGCACGAUUUCUGUUCUCAUCCUGAAGCAAACUUUUUAACCUGAAGCACUAUUUCUGGGUUAGCGGAGUCUGUCACCUGAAGCGUAUGUAAGCCGAGGUACCACUGUAUAAAACUAGAUUUUUAUCCUUUAAAAAUUAUGCUAAAAAGUGAGAGUCAUCUUAUACAUGGAUAGUGCAUAGGGUGGGCGUUUGAUUGGUUGCUGCCUCAGCUGUCCGUGGCUAUUUGGUGUGUUAUUGGUUUCUGCGUCAAGGGCUUGUGUUGAUUGGCUGAUGCUGCAGCAAUUGGGCAGGCGAUUGGCAGCUUCUGCUGGUGAGGGGACAGAUGAAAGGUGGAUUCGCGCCGUGUGUGGGUGAGCGAUUAUCGGCAAUCCCCCCUAAAAAAACCUCAACAACCCUGAGCCAUCUCCCCCCAUUUUCUUAAAUUUGAGUCCCCCACAAUAGGGGGCACCUUUUACAUGGGGGUGUCUUAUACACGGAAAAAUACAGUAUUUUUAUUCUUUUGCAAACCAAUGUGGAAAAUUGAACUUAAGAUUAGAAAAAGGAGAAACUGAGAGAAACUGAAACUAACAGAUUCACCCAAUACUAUUAACAAGCCAUAUUUCAUACUAAGAGGUUAAACUUCUUCAUGAGAGACCGAUGGAUGCAUAACUAGAUACCUUUCCGAUUUUUGCUUAAUUUGUAUGAGUGGCCUUCUGACUGCAAUAUAUAGGAGGUUGGGGAUUCACUCUCUGUAUCUUCAUUAGCCAUUGUGUGACACAUUUUCAUAAUUUCCUAACCAUAAAUUGACUUUGGUUCUCAAAAGAGCUAUAUUGGAGAUUCUGCACGGGAUCCACAUAACUGCAUGAAAUAUUCAUCUGUUGCCUUGUGUGUAACUGACCCAGAAUCUCUUAUUUUAUUUUCUUCUUCUUUCCUACAGGGUGCUUAGUGGGAACCCAUCUGUUGAGGGGCUCCUGCGUUCCCCUUCCCCCAGGCAGCUGCAAGUGCCCUCGCCAACUUCACCGCUCAACCGGGCCUCCCAGUUGCGCAGUCCUGAACCGGCCGUUCCCCCUGCUGCCCUGGAACCUGAGCAGCAGCCCCGACGGCAGCAGCCCCUGGAGAACAUAACCUCACCCCCUGAUAGCGAAGCGUACUAUGCCGAGACCGACAGCGACGCUGACAACAUUGCCCAGGAAAAGCACCGGAGAGCUCGCAAGAAGAGCCCCCGUUCUCCCCCAGGGGGACCAAACAAUAAAGCAGGCGAGCCACAGGACGAAGUGUCCCUUUCCGAGCUGAGCGGGUACGACAGCACCCCCGAGGCAACAGCGCAAGCUGCAGAACGUGGAGAAAACCUCAGCGGCGUAGCCAAGAGGGAGAUAGUGUGCCAGCCAGGAAGCCGCACCGACACCCCCUUCUCAGAGAGUGAAGCUAUGCUACUGCAGCCACCCUUACCUGAAGACAGAGAGCCUUCCCCAGAAGCCAUGCUCCUCCCACAUGCAACUAAGAACAUUCGAGCAGAGAGGCACCUCAUCCCCAUGAUAGGGCCUGUGGAGCACCCCGUCGAUGAAGACCUGACCACCACCUAUGCAGAGAAAGCCAAACAAGCCAGUAAGUGUUCCUGGCAGACCUGCUUCCCUUUCCCUUCUCCCCUCUUCCCUCCCCGCCCCUCUCCUUUUUGCAGAUUUCAGCUUUUCUUCAUGCAUAAUUUGGAUUUCCUUAGUGCAGAAUUUUAAGGAGUACACACAGCUCCAGUUAUAAUUCCGCAUUGGUCACUAUUACCUUACUAUUAUCUUCUUUUGAUAAUUGUAUUGGCUCAAGUUACAACUCAGGAAACCCGAGAGCUCCGUUAACUGCUUCUCCACCUGAAGUGCAACAGACUCUGAUCCUUGCUUUACAACAUUUAUGUCCACUCGACUUCUUCAGUCUGUGGGACUGGCAUUGUUACAGCUGCCACAUAAUACCAUAUUGGCCCAAAUAUAAGCUGCACCUGAAUAUAAGCCGCUCCCUUAAAAUUCCGCAGGCACUCGCACCCAUUCUGUUUUACCAUAUGUCUGUUUCAGCAGUGAUCUCAUAAAAGUUGAUUUUUGUAAGGUUGCGAAUUUAAGCCGCACUUUAACUUUUCACGGUCGGAAUUUGGGGGGGAAAGUGAGGCUUAUAUUCAGGCCAGUACGGUACUUGUUCCACACCUGUAAGAAAUCCAUCUUUUAUUCUGGUGGCACCUAUACUUGGGAACUCCUUGCUUAUUGACAUCAGGUUGGUGCUGAUGUCAGUUGUCUGGGCUAUCCUAUCCAGACAUGCAGAAUUUACAUGCCACAUUUCAUUUUAGCCAUUGUUGAUCUUAAUCAUAUUUUGACUAUUCCAAUACUUGUUUAUAACUGAUAGCAAUAUUUUUUAAUGUUUUACUUGAUAUUGUUCUAACCACUUAGAGGUGUGUUUUAUACAUUUUGCUAAAUAUAUAAAUAUUUGUUUAUUCCUGCACAUGGAAAGGGACAACAGUAUGAGAACUAGCUUUCAAAACUACCUUUGUCAGGCACAAACAAUGGUCAACCACAUGUCCAAAAAAGCCUCGCCCAAAGUCUAGUUUACUGUUGAAAAUUUAGAUCUCUGAGUCUUCUUCAGAGUCUUCCUGGGGGCUGCUGCUUUUGCUGCCAAAUGAUGUUAUGGCCCUGCUUCUGGGAUGACCUCCAAGUUGCGAGUGGUGCUCCUCGUGGAUUGCAGCUGGCCUGACUCAUUUAGCUUGCUGCUCAAUGAUACAAUGCCUUGGACUGGGUAAAUGAUGUCAGCGAAGGGGCUCUGGAUCAGUGGUGAUUUCUGCUCAGUAAGUGAGCCCAAGCAGUGACUCAGCAAGAUGACAGCAUUGACUUCUUCUGUUUGGGUGGGGCAUAAUGAACUUAAUGCAGUUCCCCCGAUAAAACAAUAAAAAUCAAAGAAAAUGUGACAAUAUGCAUGCUUUACAAUACAAAUUUAUAUCAGGUUUAGAUCAUAUCUAGUCCAGAAUCCACUUUGUUCAGAUAUAACACUAAACGAUGGUUUGGCAUUAUGUGAAUGAUCCUCAUGCUCACAUGCUCCCCUUUCACUCCUCCUGUGGUGCAGCUGUGAGGUGGUGACCAGAAGCUUUCACUUCCAGUUUUUUAAAAUUCUAUGUGGUUACCAUUGUGUCCAAAUCUAGGCAAACUGUGGUUAGUCUUAACUAUGGUUUGGUACAUGGGUAGGCAAACUAUGGCCCGGAGGCCGGAUCCAACCCAAUCACCUUCUAAAUUCAGCCCACGGACGGUCCAGGAAUCAGCGUGUUUUUACAUGAGUAGAAUGUGUGCUUUUAUUUAAAAUGCAUCUCUGGGUUAUUUGCAGUACAUAGGAAUUCAUUCAUUCCCCCCCAAAAAAAUAUAGUCAGGCCCCCCACAAGGUCUGAGGGACAGUGGACCGGCCCCCUGCUGAAAAAGUUUGCUGACCUCUGGUUUAGUAGAACAAUCCACCCCCCCAAAAAACCCCUCAGUGGUUUAUGAAUUUGACUUGUUUCUCUAAACAAGAGAUAACCCUCAGUUAUUAAAAAAUGGAAGUAAAACCUUCUGAUAUUUUAAUCACUGUGCCAGAGAAGGAGAAAAUGAGAAGGAACCCAAGGUUCACCCAUGUAACACUAGACCAUAGUUUAGUGUUAUGUCCGAAUCCAGUCAAUGAGUUAUAUCAGUUAAAUUGCCAUCUGAGUGAUCUGUGCACAUGCACUGUUGAUCAUUGGUGCUAGAUUUCAGAAAUCAUACUGUUGUUUACCAUAUUUCCCCAUGUAUAAGACUAGGUUUCCCCCCUAAAAAAUAGUCAAAAAUUAGGGGGCGUCUUGUACACAGAUAGUACUGAGUGUGGACUGGUGAUUGGUUGUUGCCACAAAAAUAGGGGGCGUCUUAUAGAUGGGGAAACAGUUGGUUUUGAACUGUUACGGUUACAUGCAGUUCACAGCAGCCUUUCUUGUGUUUUUCAAUGUUUGGUUUACUGGUAUACACAGCCUGCAAUUCUAGUGUGUGGAGGCCUACCAAGUCUCCCUAUCUGCAAGGCCAUUUCUCCUAAACAAUGCCCACCAGCUCACACCUGACGUCAUAUGUGACAUCAGGUGUACAGCAGGUAGAUAUGUAGCUGCAGACAGCAGGACUGGACCUCCCCCAAGCACACCAGCUGAUUCACAAGCAGUUCAAUUCUGUUUGGUUUGGAUGUUUUGGAAGGGAAACUAACCGGUACUACCAAACCUUGUAGAAAGUAGGAUUGAACCCUGUGUGCAUCAGUUGAGUGGGACAGCCCAGCUGCCAAUCACCUGACUUCACUUUAACGCUUGUCAAAGUGGGGAAGAUUUUAUUUUAUUUUAUUAAGAAUCACAUUUCAGAGUCAGGAGCUGAGUGAUCUACACUGCAAUCCUAUAUAUGUUUAGUCAGAAGUAAGUUCUGCGGGACUUACUAAUAGGUAAGUCAGGCAAACCUAAAUUGCCAGCCCAGGAGCUUUAGCCACCUUAGAUGGAGGAUUUUUCUCUUUUGAAUAAUGCACAGCCAUGAGGCCAAUGCUGAGCAAGACAUGGCAUGCCCAGCUGUUCUCUGCUAUUUGAUAGUCCUAGCAGUGGGUGAGCAAUGUCUUGCAUCAUGGCUUAUUUUCAUAGGCAGAGUCAGAAGGGUCCUAGGAAGGCCAGAUUAUUUCCUAUGGAGCAUUUCUUUUUUUUUUAAGAAUAAUUUUUUAUUAACCGACCAAUCACAUCAAAUCAAACCAAAUUACAUAAAUUCCAAAUUACACAGCCGAAUUUUAAAUUUUUGUUGGGGGUACCCAUAUUUCAAGUUCCGAAGGGAUCCAAUCAACUUCUUGCUUCUUACUGCUGUUUUAAUGUCCACAAAUCUAACCUUAUGAUGUUCACAGUACUAUCCAGUCCUUUCUUAUUAUUUUUCCACAUCUCUUGUUGUUAUUUUCAUAUAUUUUUCCUUUCUCUUUGUGACCUCUGAUAAUCUCCGCAAGCUGGUUAGAACAGUUUGUAAUCCUGCGUGGAUAUUAUUUUUGUUAUCCAGUAGCCAUAUCCAGACGUUUUCCAUAUAACAUCACUUCCAUACAUCAAAACAGUCUUAGCGUCAUUAAUCUUCACCAAUCUGCCUCCUUUCUCAAAACCUCUGAGGAGAUUCACUAGGAAUGCAGUCUGAAAACAAAUCCAUUCUUCCUCCCGGCUAUAAAUCCUUUGGCAAGAUGGCGACUCCGAAUUAAUUGCUGCGCCAUUCCCAAAAGCUCUUAUUGCUUCUCGGUCUCCAUAAAGCAUACUUUUGGUUAAAGUUUAUCUCCACACAGACCUUAAUCAUCCUGCUUGGGUCAGUUCAACCGAUGGUUCUAAUGAGGAGGGGUUCUUGUAAAUCAUAUAGAAGGAAAGUAAAAAAGGUUCCCCCCCCCAUUCAGCCCCGUUGUCAACAUACCCCACCUUUGGUGUAUCUUCAUCGUAAAAUAUUCCUGUUUCUCCAGCCCGUCGUCUUCUUUCGCAGAGGUCACUUAAAUUAGCAGACUUCACUCCCCUUCUUCACUUGAAAUAUGUGCAUUUGCUUCUUGCAUUUUGUAAUUAAUUAUUCCAAAUUGCUGCAACUAGUGCGCGAUCAGAGACAGCGUCCAAGAGAGCCGAUGUCCACACGGGGGCAUUCUGCCUAGGGCCCUCACCCCCUUCUUUCGAAUUAGGGGGUGAUUUAUGGGCACAGCAGGCAAGGGCAGUGUUCCCCAUUUCCUUGGGGCAACAAGGGAGGCUGCCUACUCCCAUAACAGCUUCUUAAUUACCCCGUGUGGGUCAGAGAGAUGGUAUUGUCGGCCAUCUUCCAAUGCGCCCCCUAGUGGCCCCCCAUGGAGCAUUUCUGAGGGUGCUAUAACUAAAGUAUUCUGUGUUGUGGGGCAAUCCCAAGGCAGGUGGUGCUAUGACUUUUAAAAAAUUAUUUUUGGUUGCUACAGUGAGGGCGGGAUGCGGGUGGCGCUGUGGGUUAAACCACAGAGCCUAGGACUUGCCGAUCAGAAGGUCGGUGGUUCGAAUCCACGUGACGGGGUGAGCUCCUAUGGCUUGGUCCUUGCUCCUGCCAACCUAGCAGUUCAAAAGCAUGUCAAAGUGCAAGUAGAUAAAUAGGUACCGCUCCGGCGGGAAGGUAAACGGUGUUUCCGUGCGCUGCUCUGGUUUGCCAGAAGCGGCUUAGUCAUGCUGGCCACAUGUCCCGGAAGCUGUACGCCGGCUCCCUCGGCCAAUAAAGCGAGAUUAGUGCCGCAACCCCAGAGUCGGUCACGACUGGACCUAAUGGUCAGGGGUCCCUUUACCUUUACCUUUACAGUGAGGGCAGCUCCUAAUGUGACACACUUCCUCCUCCUAAACAAUUAGCAUUUGCAUAUAGGAACAAGAAUCUGAAAUCAGUUACUUUUUUUCUUAAAAAAAUGUGUACACACACAUUUUCACACACACCUUUACCUCCCUAUGUGUACAACUCUGAGGAAGCCUCAGCCAAUCUAGCCUUCUUAGGCUGUCUGUAAAGAAGAGGACCAGUGAACAUGCAACACAAUCUGCUUUUGUGCUACUAUUGAUCGGGGAAUUUUUGCAAUUGAAGUGUGCCUGCAUAGUUUUGGCACGCUACUUAUCUGUAGUUAUAUUUUGAAGAGUGCAGCAUUCAUUCCCCACCCCUCCAAUCCUGAGCUGUAAUGCAGAAACAAUCCCUCAGCAGGAGUAGGAAGAAGAAGAAACACCCAGCUGCUCUUGAUUCAUUCCGGAUUGAGGUUGAAUCCUGAAAAAAACGAACUGUUUCUGGGGGGGGGGCAGGGUGUGGGCGGGGGGGGACUCCUUGGUCAUGAACAGGGUAACUCUGCCCCUGAAGGUGUGAAGGCUAGGAGUAAUACUGGACUCACAGCUGACCAUGGAGGCACAGGUCCAGGGUAGCUGUUGUAUCAGCUGCAUCUGGUAUGCCGGCUGAGACCCUACCUGUCUGCACACUGUCUCACCAGAGUGGCACAUGCCCUGGUUAUCUCCUGUUUAGACUACUGCAACAUGCACUAGGUGGGGCUGCCUUUGAAGAUAGCUCAGAAACUACAACUAAUCCAGCUAGACUGGUGACUUGGAGUGACCCCCGGGGGCCUAUAACACUGGUCCUAAAACAUCUUCAUUGGCUCCCAGUAUGUUUCCGAGCAUCAUUCAAAGUGUUGGUGCUGACCUUUAAAUCCCUAAACAGCUCGGCCCUGUAUACCUGAAGGAGCAUCUCCAUCCCCAUUUUUCUUUUUUUCUUUUUUAAAAGAUAUUUAUUAAGAUUUUCAAAAUGUUACAAAACAAAAAAAGAAAAAAGUACAGAAAUAAAAAUGGCUAAAAACAACUCAAUCUUUCCGUUACUUAUUUUUCAUUAGCUUAUUUCCCGGACCUCCUCACGCCUCCCUUUUUUAUAUUCCAGUUCAGUUUGUUGGUUCAGCAAAUCCUUACCCUCUUUGUUUAUCCUAAUCUUUAAUCUUAAAGUAUUGUAACGUUAAAUUUUUACCUAUUAAUAAUCCAUUUUUCAUAUUCCCUUAUAGUAUUACAGCUGAAAACCACUUAAUUUCUAUCCAACAUCAUUCUAACAUUCAUUAAUUUUACAAUAUUUCUGUAGAUAGUCCUUAAAUUUCUUUCAAUCUUCUUCCACCGACUCUUCUCCCUGGUCUCAGAUUCUGCCAGUCAUUUCCGCCAGUUCCAUAUAGUCCAUCACCUUCAUCUGCCAUUCUUCCAGAGUGGGUAGAUCUUGUGUCUUCCAAUACUUUGCAAUGAGUAUUCUUGCUGCUGUUGUGGCAUACAUAAAAAAAGUUCUGUCCUUCUUUGGCACCAAUUGGCCGACUAUGCCCAGGAGAAAGGCCUCUGGUUUCUUCAAGAAGGUAUAUUUAAAUACCUUUUUCAAUUCAUUAUAUAUCAUUUCCCAGAAAGCCUUAAUCCUUGGGCACGUCCACCAAAGGUGAAAGAAUGUACCUUCAGUUUCUUUACAUUUCCAACAUUUGUUAUCGGGCAAAUGAUAAAUUUUUGCAAGCUUGACUGGGGUCAUGUACCACCUGUAUAUCAUUUUCAUAAUAUUCUCUCUUAAGGCAUUUCAUGCCGUAAACUUCAUACCUGUGGUCCAUAACUGUUCCCAGUCAGCCAUCAUUAUGUUAUGUCCAACAUCUUGUGCCCAUUUGAUCAUAGCAGAUUUCACCGUUUCAUCCUGAGUAUUCCAUUUCAACAGCAAGUUAUACAUCUUUGACAAAAUCUUAGUUUUGGGUUCUAACAGUUCUGUUUCUAAUUUUGAUUUUUCCACCUGGAAACCAACUUUCUUGUUCCAUCCCCAUUUUUCAGCCCAGACAUAGAGAUCCAGCUCUGAGGGCCUUCUGGUGGUUCCCUCAUGGCAAUGUGGUUACAGGGAACCAGGCAGAUGGCCUUCUCGGUAGUGGCACCUUCCCUGUGGAAUGCCCUCCUGUCAGAUGUCAAGGAGAUAAAGAACCACACAACUUUUAGAAAACAUCUGAGGGCAUCUCUGUUCAGGGAAGUUUUUAGUGUCUGAUCCUGUUUUAGUGUCUGAUACUUUUUUGUUGGGAGUCACCAAGAGUGGCUGGGGCAACCCAGUCAGAUAGGUGGAGUAUACAGUACAUUCAUUCAUUCAUUCAUUCAUUUUUCUACUAGGACACAGCUUAGGUGGGCACACACUGUUUUCCCUGUAUUGUUCACACAGUACGUUUGUUACUGUGGCUGAUACUUCAUGCACUCAAUUAUAUGUAACACUCAGGCCUAGAUGAGACAGUUUAUUUAUGAUUUUUUUUCAUUAGUGGCAGUCUGAAUCAUGAGAACUAUAUACAGUGGGAGGGUUGUUUCCCUCUCUGAAACAUAAAGUACACUCUGAGUAUUUGCUUUUCUUUCAUGUUUGAUGUCGUUAAAUCGAAUUGGGGGAUGAAGGUUUUAUGGUCAUAUCUGCAGGGGUUGGACUAGAUGACCUUUGGGUGUCCCUUCCAACUCUACAAUUCUAUGGUUCUAUGAUAUUUGGGCAGGGGGAGCUAAUCUUGAUGUUUAUUUUGCUCAAGGAGGCUUAGUUUGGUCAGAAUCUAGUUUAAACCUCCAGAGUUAAUGAAAAAUACAUUACUUUUGUUAAAUGGGCCACCACAACCACUAGAGGGCCAUGAAAACGGGUUUAUUAGACUCAUCUACCUAUGUACUACAGUGGUGCCUCGCAAGACGAAAAGAAUCCGUUCCGCGAGUCUCUUCGUCUUGCGGGUUUUUUCGUCUUGCGAAGCAAGCCCAUUAGAGGUUUAGCGGCUUAGCGCUACAGUAUUAGCGGCUUAGCCGGCUUAAAGAUCAGCUGAUAAGCGGCUUAACGAUCAGCUGAUAAGCGGCUUAGCAUCAGCUGUUAAGCGGCUUAAAGAUCAGCUGAUAAGCGGCUUAGCAUCAGCUGUUAAGUGGCUUAAAGAUCAGCUGAUAAGCGGCUUAGCCAUCAGCUGAUAAGUGGCUUAGCAUCAGCUGUUAAGCGGCUUAAAGAUCAGCUGAUAAGCGGCUUAGCCAUCAGCUGAUAAGGGGCUUAUCAUCAGCUGUUAAGCGGCUUAAAGAUCAGCUGAUAAGCGGCUUAGCAUCAGCUGUUAAGCGGUUUAGCGGCUUGGGAAAAAGGGGGGGGAAGGAAAAAAACCCCGCAGGAACUCGCAAGACAUUUUCGUCUUGCGAAGCAAGCACAUAGGAAAUUCGUUUUGCGAAGCACCUCCAAAACGGAAAACCCUUUCGUCUAGCGGGUUUUCCGUCUUGCGAGGCAUUCGUCUUGCAGGGCACCACUGUAUCUGGAACCAAAGUGGCACAUUGGUUGCCAGAUAUGAUUCCCAACCCCCCAGCUCUUCCACCCCACUAGCAUAUCAAGCAACCCCACCCAGCCUUGUGGACAGCAGGAUCUAGAAACAAUCUAGAUUAAAAGCAACAUGCUGAGGAUGAGCAUGAAUAAUUCUGGAUUGGGGAAAACUCAGUUUUUGUUCUACAGACUAGUCAGUGUAUACAUAGUCUGUGUAUUGUAUCCAGAGACUUAUGGUACUUGUAGCCAGAGGGGACACCAAAGGAGCUUUAUUGAAAAACAGUCUAUAAAUUAGCUAUUGGCCUGCCCUCCUUCUGCAUCUAUCUUUGUCUCUCAUCAUUCUGGGUAAUUCUUCUACAGCUCCUUCUUCCCAAGCAUGAAACUUUGGAGUCUUAUUUCAUUCCUCUCUUUAUUUUUUUAAAAAUAUUGUAUAUAAGUUACUGCCAUUUUUGACUUUUAAAAUAUUGCUAACAUUCUGUUUUUGUUCCCUCUUUUUGAAUACUACUUAAUGGUUUAUUUGCUGGCUUGCCUACAUUUCAUCUUUGUUUAACCCUUUCUUCAUUGACUGCUUUUUUCUUUACUGGAUUCAAUUUAAGCUACAAUACUACUUUUUGCUUUUAAAUCCCUUCACUCUUCCCCAUCUUUCUCUUUUGCCCUACAUCUUUCUGUCAAUAUGUUCCUCUGCUAAACCUUGAGUGCUUCCUCUGUUUGACAUCACUCCACUUUGCUGUCCCUUGUCUCUAAAAAUCCAGACCUCCUGACAUUCAGCCAUCUCUCCCCCUUGAAACAGGGCUUAGACCACAUUCCAGAAGAAUCUCACUCUUCUCCCUUCAUUCUGCCUUCUGUGCUCCUUCCCCUCUCCUUAUAACAGUGUCUUUUCUGAUCUUUUCUUUUUCAUAUACGCAUUGAAUAGCAGGGGUGGCAAACCAUUUUCAGGCCCAUGGUAAAUUGAGUGUGACCAAAGCAAAAAUGUAGGUAUGGCUGAAGUAGAAAAUUAAAGCCCUUUUAAUAACUUCCCCAGAAUUCCCAUUGCAUAUUUAUUUUAUUUCUUUGUUGUUUAUUUAACUCCCUGCUUCCGUCCAAAUCCUUCCCUUCAUUUAAUUGCCCUCCCCCAAAAAACCCAUUUAUCUCUAUCUCUCGUUUCCAUCAACGAACUCUUCACUUUAUGAAACCCCAAAUCAUUUUAUCUUCUUUCCAUCCAAAGUGAAUCCAUCCCCUUCCUUAACCCCCCCUCUCCAAUUAAUUCUAUUUGUACAACGUGCAGUGACUAGCUAUUCAGGCAUAAUGAUAAACAAGUAAUAAUAAACAGUCUGUUUACGGGAUUGCCAGCUUUUGAUUUCAAAAAUUCUGGGACCUGGCUGAGGCUAGGGUUGGGUCCAAGCAGUAGCGCUUAGAAGAUUUGCUGGGUCCAAGAGAAUAACAAUAGCUUCCUAUUUAUUUUUUUGUAACAUAGUUUAUGUUCAUUUUCAUCUUUAAACUGUUUAAAUGGUUGCAUCAAGAUAGAUCAUUGUCUACAUUAGACAUAUGACAUGCAACAAUUACGUAAAAAUAAAACAACAAAAAACACUCAAAUAAACAUUUCUGAAUAUAUAAACAAAGUUGCAUUGAAGUUUAUAUACCAAAAUCAUUACAGUUAUUACAGAUAUGAAACGAUGUGUAGUAAUGUUUAUUGGUUAGAUUGGUGACCAUAAGUAAAAGUAUUUUGUAUCAAUAACAAUUUGAAUUUAUGGGGUAGGGGGGAGGAAAAAUAAAAUAAAAUAGGUAUUUCCUACACUCAACUGUGCCUUAAACUCUGGGUACUGUUCCACCAUAUACCUCAUUAUUUGUGUAAUCAAUAAAGUCACGCCGGACUGCAUUCUUCUGCAGUUUUUAGCAUGGCAUUGAGGAGCUGAUCAGGGAAAGUGGGUGUGAGGGCAGUCUGCUGCUGUAGCUACUUCCUCUUUCAUCUGAUCUUUCUUCAGCUGCCAUGCAUCAGCAAAGUUUUCCAGCAGGGGGCUGGUCCACUGCCCCUCAGACCUUGUGGGAGGCCGGACUGUAUUUUUUUAAAAAGAAAAUGAACAAAUUCCUAUGCCCCACAAAUAACCCAGAGGUGCAUUUUAAAUAAAAGCACACAUUCUACUCAUGUAAAAACACGCUGAUUCCCGGACCGUCCGUGGGUUGGAUUUAGAAGGCGAUUGGGCCGGAUCCGGCCCCCGGGCCUUAGUUUGCCUAACCAUGUAGUACAGCAUGUCUCACGUGUCACAGAGUGUGAAAUGGUGUUCUCUGGUUCAUCUCCCAUUUACUUAGAAGACAUCUGAAGGCAGCCCUGUUUAGGGAAGUUUUUAAUGUUUGAAAUUUAGUGUUCUGUUGGGAGCUACCCAGAGUGGCUGGGGAAACCCAGCCAGAUGGGCAGGGUAUAAAUAAUAAAAUUAGUAGGAGUAGUAGUAGUACAGUGGUACCUCGGGUUAAGUACUUAAUUUGUUCCGGAGGUCCGUUCUUAACCUGAAACUGUUCUUAACCUGAAGCACCACUUUAGCUAAUGCGGCCUCCUGCUGCCGCCGCGCCGCCUGAGAAAGAUUUCUGUUCUCAUCCUGAAGCAAAGUUCUUAACCUGAAGCACUAUUUCUGGGUUAGCGGAGUCUGUAACCUGAAGCGUAUGUAACCUGAAGCGUAUGUAACCUGAGGUACCACUGUAGUAGUAGUAUACUUGGUGCCUCUGGACUAGAAAUGGGCAAAUCUGUUGAUUUCGGUUUCUCAUAUUUCCCCUCUUAAGUUCAGUUCGCCACAUCCAUUUGAACCGCUGCUUAUUUGAAGGAGCGUGUUCAAGCUGGCUUUUCCCUGAGAAGCUACAUCCUGAAUCAGUUGGGGGCACGGGAGGCCUUGCCCUUGCUGGAUGGCACACCUGGGCCUUUUAUGGGCAGGACAUAGAGUGUGCCCCGGAACACAUCUGCUGUUUUUGAACAGGCUGGGGGAUGCUUUGGGGUCCAAAGGACCUUCGUGGUAGCUUCUUCUUGUUGUUUUUAAACACACACUCACUCUACCUUGCACAUAUAAAGGACAUGCAGCUGCUCUUAUUCUCUAACCUCUUAUAUUUGGCUCUCUGUGUUCACUGUGACAACUGCCGUGGAAAAAUUGUUUUGCCUGCCAAAGUUCACUCAACUUUGGCUAUAUUGAGAAUGUGUUCUUGCUAUACUGCAUCAGUUACUCUUUAUGGAUCAUAUGUAAGGAUAUGAACAGGGUCAAAAUGAAUAGGGCAUGAUCUAGCCAACCUUAAGCAUGUUUAAAUCCAAUAGAUUUUGAUUGAAAUGAUGUAAGUGCAUGUGAUUAACUCUGCAGCUGAAAUGCGUGAGACAACCAAGUUCUUAGCUUUGCUGGAUCAUGCGCAUAGUGUUUUGUAGGAGUUAAAAAUUCAGCAAAGCACAGGGCAUCAUCUGUUCUGUAAAACAUUUCAAUCUUUUUCACUUCAAAUUCAAAUAUCUCACGAAUAGAAAUCUACUGACUGGGUUAAAACUUGAUAACACUCAUCAUAUUCUACAGGCUCAAUAUGUUUUUCACGCCUGUGUCUACAUACACUGAUUCACACACUGCUAUAUAUACUUCAUGAAAACAUACAGAUCACUCUCUUUCAGCCUUUAUCAGAGAACCUUUGCCUUUAUCAAAUACCUGUUGAUCUGCUAUUGCAGUGAAUUUCCGUUGGUAUGGACAGACUUUCACAAUUCGUCCUGUACUAUAAAUAGUCCAGCCUUUGGAGUUGUUUGCUUUGAGGUUGUACUGCAAUGUUGCUUAAUCUCUGGCUGAUGUAAAAAGUGGUUCAUAUGACUAUGUCAUUCUGUAAAGGUUAUUUGUUCUUUAUUUUCAACGGGGAGUGAGAUUGAGCUGCAGAGAACUUAGUUACAUGGUUAAAUAAACUGCUGCUUGCAUGGACCUCCCAUUCUCAGGCAUUGGCACGGUCUAGAUCUUAUACUAGGAAAAGGGGUUUCUAUGAACUCCAGUAACAUGCUGGAAAGAGAUAUUAGGCAGUCCAAAACCAUCCCACAGUGCUGCUCCACUUGCUUUCAUAUAAAACUGGAAGGGAAAUGAGGCCAUGAUGUGCUCCUGAUUCACACUGCAGUAAUUUCAGGUGUUCUUUAUAAAAUCAAAGCUGCUUGUUUUGAGUAGCUGUGUUAAAUGUAUGUAUAUGACAGCAUGUGUCACUUUGACAGUAGUCAGAAAUACAUAAGAAGAAUUUGGUGCUUUUGGGAGGCAGUGUAUGUCCAGCCAGUAUCACACAGUAAUGCAUGCAGACAUUUUUGUGACAAACAGUGCAGUAGACACCCUUCCACCUUCUCCCCCUGCAAAGUUCAUGAUGGGAAAUAGUGGAGGAACUACCUGGUCCAGAGAGAGGAAAACACCUAUUACACCCUUUCCUCAUCCUGAUCUCACAAUGGAUCCUUGCAUUGUUCCGGCAGUACAUUGUAGCAGGAAGAGCUGGGGCUAUAUAUAUUUUACCUUUGCUGAUAAAUUUCACUCUUAUAAUUCUCCCAUCAGGAGGGUUCUUCCUUGGUGAUUCCAUGUUACUUUGCCAAUUCAAAUUUAUCUCUCCUUAAAAAUCUCAUACUCAGCUACAGCUGUUAGAACAAGGAGCAUGUUGAUAAUUGUGUAACAUCUGGAAAGUGAGGCACCACUAAGGGCUCAUCCAUGCUUACUUUUUUGCCACUUAUCUAGGCACAGAUCCGGGCUUUCCAUGUCCAGGUCCAAGCAGGUGUGUGUGUGUGUGUGUGUGUGUGGUUUAUCUUUCUUCUUCCCCUGGCACGCUUUCCCUGGGGAAAGCCAUGUUUUACCACUGAUCAGAGCAAGUUGCAACCGGGUUUUCCAUGGAUUGUCAUUUGCUCCAAUUCAGAAGCAGAUUGUGGGUUUUCUGGGGCAGACUGGGACAUUCUUCUUAGCAGUUUAGGAAUAGCCUGGGAUCCCACAUUCCGUUGUGACCACCUCCUGAUGUUUUAAAACAAAGGAAACAUAACUCCAAGGUGGGAAACAAUCCUCUUUUAACUCCAGUAGGUCAGUUGCCCAGAGUCCAAGUAGGAUAUGAAGGCAGUCAUGUUUGUUUGUUUGUUUGUUUUAUUCACGUGUCUGCUCCAUUUAUUUCUAAUUAUUUAGACAUGGUUUCAGGCCAGAGUCAGUCUUGGUUGCUCUGAGGGGAUGUUACCUAUUGUGAGAGGGCCAAGCAGACUGUGACCUUGCUUCUCCUGCUUGAUCUCCCCAUGGCUUUCUGUACCAUUGACCAUGGCAUCCUUCUGAUCUGUAGAAUGGGCAUUGGGAAAACUGACUUCAGUUUUCUGUUCCUACCUGGAUGGAAUUGCAUUCUACAGAAAAGAGCAGGUUCACAGCUUGCGGAUGCUGCUGGAUUCAACAGUGCCAGUGGAGGCUCAGGUGGCCUCAGUGGCUCGGAGUGCCUUUUUCCAGCUCUGGCUGGUUUGCCAGCUACAAUUUAGGUCCAAGGUACCCCAGGGAUCACCUGAACCCUUAUAUCCCAGCUCAGUCACUGAGAUCAGCAUCUCUGGUUGUUCCCCGAGUUGACGAGGCUCAUUUGGAAACAACAAGAAACCAAAUCUUUAGUGAUCAGCCCAGUCUUUUGCCAAAAGAGAUUCAACAGGGUUCAGCCGUUUCAACUUUUGAACGCCUGCUGAAAACUUUUCUGUUCUGCCGGGCCUAUGCAGGCAUCCUUCCGCAAUGGUCAAUUGAUGCCUGUUUUAUACUUUUAAAUGGUGAUGAAUGGCCCAUCUCCAUUUGGAGAAAUCUACACCGAUGUUGGGACAUGGGUGGCGCUGUGGGUAAAACCUCAGCGCCUAGGACUUGCCGAUCGCAUGGUCGGCAGUUCGAAUCCCCGCGGCGGGGUGAGCUCCUGUCGUUCGGUCUCAGCUCCUGCCCACCUAGCAGUUCGAAAGCACCCUUAAGUGCGAGUAGAUAAAUAGGUACCGCUUUAUAGCGGGAAGAUAAACGGCGUUCUGUGUGCUGCUCUGGUGCCGGUUCGCCAGAGCAGCUUCGUCACGCUGGCCACGUGACCCGGAAGUGUCUGCGGACAGCGCUGGCUCCCGGCCUCUAGAGUGAGAUGAGCACACAACCCUAGAGUCUGUCAAGACUGGCCCGUACGGGCAGGGGUACCUUUACCUUUACUUUUACACCGAUGUUAUCCUUUGUAAGUGACUGUAUCAGAAAAAUGCCAUUUGUGAAACAUGCCUGACUAUCAGGAAAGAUGACAGUGUUUUUUGAUUUAGUGCCUUCAUGCUCAGUGACUCAAAGAGUCCCCUCUCCUGAGCGCAAGUGUGGAAACAUUUGUGGCAAGGGACAUGUCCUAUUUUAAACCCCAUCUAUGGGAGGAGGAUGGGAAGUGGAGCAAGUGUUUGACAGUUGACAAUGUCCAUCACACUGUUUAGUGAUGAUGCCUGGGGGGUAAAAAUAGAGAGAGUUACCUCAUGGCUUUCAGCAGCAAUGUCGAGGAGACAAAAGAGAGGCUUUAAAAGGCUAGUGGAGCUGUAGGCAAAGGGCCUGGGCUCUUUUAAGGUUUUGGUUCUGCUCCAGAAGGGAGCUGUUCUGCUUCUCCCUCUGUUUAUGGAGAGCUGUGAGUUAAGGGUGUGUGACAUGCCCUUCUCUCCGGGACUAGAUGUUGCUUUCAAGAGCUUGGACCAACCAUAUGCAGGUACCAGUUUGUUUUGCAUGCCAAACUUUUGCAAGCCUCCUCACAGACAGAGGCUCCACUUGGCAUAAGGGGCUUUGCUUUCAGAUGGUUUGUGGAAGGAAGCUGUAGAUCAAAGGUAGCUGAAUUUUUGGACAGUAGGAAGUGGAAUGAGGAGAACCAGCUGGAAGGGGCUUUAAACAUCCUGUCAGUUGUGCAGUGACUAUUUGCCUGAUUUGAUCACUAAAUUAUAAUGGCCGUAAAGAAGGUAAAACAGUGCUGAUGAAAAGAAUUGGUGGUUGAUUCAGGACAAGGAAAAGGAAGCAUGCCUUCAAAAAAGAUGCACAGUGAUUUUAUGGAAUUUGCUCCCACAAAAUGUAGGGGUGACCCCUUGGGGAGGCUUGCUCUGGAGGGUGACUAGAGAGGGUGACUCAUGGGGGAGAGAGAACUCAUUGGCUAUUAGUCAUGAUGGCUACUGGGGAUCUCCACAUGCAGAGGUGAGGAGGGCAGACAAUGCUGCCUUCAUCCCUGAGCUUCUUGGAAACAGCUACCUUUGGAAAAAGGAUGCUGAACUAGAUGGAUCCUUGGUAUGAUCUUACAUGAUUAUUAAACACAGAAGACUUCAGGUUUAUUGGAAUUUCAGCUAUUGUUUCCAUUGUACUUUGUACAUUCCGUUAUUUUUUAUGAGGUGUAUAGAGCCCUGUCGGUAUCUUCAGCACCUUCUGUUCCCACAGAUUUGUCUGUCACUCGUCUUGACCUUCAGUGUGCCCAACAGUGGAAUGGAUAACAUUCCAGAACAGCCUGUAUCUCAGUGGCUGUGCCUCUAGAAUGGAUGGAGCAGCAAAGGCAGGAGAAGGAGGAAAAAAAAUGAGAGGAGGCUGAAGCAGGAAGUGCUGCCUUUUCUCUUAGGGCAUUUUAAACAUGGCAUUAAAAAUGUGUUUGAGACUCCUUCCUAUUUAUUUUUUUAAUGUCUCCUAUGAAUACUGUUCAUGCAUGAUGAGGGAGAGACAAGAAACGGAAUGUACACUCUGACUACACUGGAGUUAAUUUUCAUUAAGAAUCGUUUUACAGUCAAUUUAAGUCUCGCACGUGAAAAUGUUUCACUAUGGUUAUCUUGGACCAUUGAUUAAACAUCAAGAAAAAUCCAUCAGAAAAAUAUUUUCCCCCGUUUUUAUUUUAAAUGUUUUCCAUCAAGUUACCCCCUCAGAUUCCAGAAACUCUUCAGCAGAGAAAUGGAGAUGGAUGAUAGCCUUGACUGCAAUUGACAAGGCAUCAUUUUCUUCUUUAAGGUGAUGAAAUGUGUUUGGAAUCGUGUAUCCGCUCGUGGCUCCCAUCAUGUGCUCUCUCCUUGCAGCACGCCCUUGGCUUGUUGUCUACUGACCUCUCCCCCCCCCCCCGCCCCACUCAUCCCCACUUAAAUUCUCUCUGUUACAAACACACAUACUAUGCUUCUCUGUGCUGGAGUAGAGGACACUUGUGCUCGAGGAGCACAUGCAACAAAACGAGGUGGCAGAAAAAUACCGUUUCAGAGAUCUGCAAAGGGAAGAUCAUAUUUUUACAUGCUGCUUUACAUUUAUUUAUUUAUUUAUUUAUUUAUUUAUUUAUUUGAAUUUAUAUACUUCUUGAUUGUACGGGGGAAAGACUCAAAGUGGUUUACAUUCUAAUAGAAAACUAGUGCAGCGCAGGAAGGGGGCUACUUGAGCAAGAAUCAUAGAAUUGUAGAGUCGAAAGGGACCUUUCACUUUGGUCUGCCAGGGGAGGAGGUGUUUCCUCUUCCUGGAAGCUAUUUGUGGGGGAUCAUCUCAAAAGUCGCCCACCUGGAGCCUGACAUGGUCCACCCUACUCAACUCUGCAUGUGUAGACCCAGCCCUCAGUCCUAUGAAACCUGUCUUGGACUACCACAGGCAGUGGGAAAUUGUUACCUUGAUUUUUGUCCAAACCUCAGAUCCAAACUGGAAGAGCCAGUGUCAGAAGUUUUUUAUUUUCCCCUAUCCAGCCAGCUCUGAUAUCCCCACAUUACCUGAAUGCCUGGCACAGUACUGGUAAUAGUUAGUGGGAGGGGCAAGAAUAUUCCUCAUGUUGAUAGGUAACUCUUAAGAACAUAAGAAGAGGUUGCUGAAUCAGACCAGUGGGCCAUCUAGGUCUGCAUCCUGGUCUCACAGUGGCCAGCUAGAUGCCUGUGAGAAGUCCGCAAGCAGGUCCUGAGUCUAAGAGCACUUUCCCCUCCUGCAGUUUCCAGAAACUGAUAUACAGAAGGAUACGGUCUCCGGCUGUGGAGGCAAAGCAUAACCAUCAUGGUAGUAGCUGUUGAUAACCUUCUCUACAAAUUUGUCUAAUCCUCUUCUAAAGCCAUCCAAGUUGGUAGACACCACUGCCUCCUGUGGGAGAGGGUUCCAUAGUUUACUACACACAGUGUGAAUAAGUACUGUAUUUUACACAUAUGAACAUAAGGCAGGCUUGGCUUUCCAGCCAGAUUCCCCGCAGUAUCCUGACUGUGCCUCUCUUUUUGUCACUGUUCCUUGCAGAGCUUCAUCGCAGUGAGAGUAUGCAGGAAAAGAAUGUGAAAGAAGCCAAAACCAAAUGCCGAACCAUUGCAUCCCUGCUGACAGAUGCGCCCAACCCCCAUUCCAAGGGCGUCCUGAUGUUCAAAAAGCGCCGCCAGAGGGCAAAGAAGUACACCCUGGUCAGCUUCGGAAGCGUUGAUGAAGACCGCUGCUAUGACGAAGAGGACGGCGUCUUCCCAACCAGCGAAUCCGAGUUUGACGAGGAAGGCUUCUCUGAUGCCCGGAGCCUAACAAACCACUCGGACUGGGACAAUACUUACCUUGACAUUGAGAAGCCCAAGGGGCCUCCUGCCCACGAGCAGGACCAGGCUCAACAAGGCCUCAGCGGGGUAUCAGGCAAGGGGGCGCAGUUGUUUGAGCAGCAAAGGCAGAAGGCUGGGGAACAUACUGUGGAGAGAGUCCCUACUCAUGAGCCAGAAGAACAGCCCCCACCUCCACCUGUCCUUCAAGUGCAUAACGUGUUACACAAUGAAGCCCCCACUCCACAGAAGGCAGAAAGGGCCCCUCUGAGUGUCCACUUAGAAGCUGUACAGGUCUCUAGCCAGCUGCCAUCACCCAGCCCUGCUCAGCUCCAGUCUCCACCAGGCAUCUUCGGAGGAGGAGGCGUGGGCACCCCGAACUCGCCAAGUGCCACCAGCAUCUUCAACAGAUCCGCCCGACCUUUCACUCCAGGUUUUCCCGGGCAACGUCCUAUGACUUCCUCUGUCGUGUUCAGACCAUCUGCGCCAAGGAAAAGCAGUGAGAGUUUUGGUGGACAGAGAACAGCGGCGCCUCCUUUCUCCCCUGUCACUCCAGGGACCACUCAGCUUCCUGCCGCUCCCAUGGCAGUGCAGCCUAGUGGCCCAGCAAGUGCCUCUGUGUCUCUGUAUAUCCCAACCCCUCCAUCGUUGGUGCAACUCUCAGGGGCUGGAAAUUCUGCGGAGGCCAAGCCACCUUCCAACACAGCCCGAACCUCCACAGCUUCCAUAUACCUAUCGGCACCUUCUAAGCCAGCUGCAGAGGCUGUCGCUGCUACACCCCCGCCAUUGCUGCCUUCCCAAGGCCAAGAGACGGCUUCUUCGACUUUGUACAUCAGCCCCGUCCAACAGCAGCCCCUCUCCCAGCCCUUCACUGCUGUAGCGCCACCCAUCUCACGGCCUGCUUCUGAGCCCUUUGCCUCCAGGGAACAGAGAGUUGCAGUUCCGGCUCCCAGAACGGGUAUCUUGCAGGAAGCUCGCCGGCGGAGCAGCAAGAAGCCCAUGUUCAAGACUGCGGAGGAGAAGAAGAAGAAUUCCCCCAACCCCGAGUUGCUGUCUCUAGUGCAGAACCUGGACGAAAAGCCCAAAGGAGACCACCACGGGGCAGGCUUUGAGUCUGGGCCCGAGGAGGACUUUCUCAGCCUGGGGGCCGAAGCCUGCAACUUCAUGCAAGCCUCAGGCCGGAAAUUCAAGACCCCGCCCCCAGUAGCUCCUAAGCCCCAGCAGUCAAAGGCCUCUGGCGGACUGGUGAACGGCUCCUCCUCUGCCAACGACAUAUCCCACUUGAAGGGGAAAGGGGCAGAGCUCUUUGCCAAGCGACAGAGCCGCAUGGACAAGUUUGUCGUGGAGUCUGCUCUCACACCGGCCCCAAAGGCCAGAACCCCAUCCCCGACCCCUUCCCUGCCUUCCUCCUGGAAGUACUCCCCCAACAUCCGCGCCCCACCCCCCAUCGGUUACAACCCACUGCUCUCUCCGUUUUAUCCCCUGGCAGCCAGCAGGUCGCAGGCCAGCAAGGCAGAGAGCAAAGUGAAAAAGGGGCCCAGCCAGAAAUCGGGGAUCAAGGCCAUCGACUUCAUGCGGCACCAGCCGUACCAGCUGAAGUCCGCCAUGUUCUGCUUCGGGGAUGUGCCAGGCUCUGACGUCCAGGCCUCCUCCGCAAGCCAGGCAGCCCAGCAGUCCAGCCUGUCUUUCACCCCGGCCAAGCAAGUGCCCGUGAAAACAGCCCGGACCUAUGAGAUCCGCCGCUUCUCCACACCUGCUCCAGCGCCGGCUUCCAGCAGCCUGGCCCCUACAGUGCUGGCCCCCCGCUCUGCCACCACACUGGAUGAGCCUGUGUGGAGGACAGAAAUGACCUCCAUCUCUGCCCCCGCUUCCCCAGGGCCCUUCCAGGUGGCUCCCCCACAGUAUCUAAGCUCCCCUGACCUCAGCCAGCCAGGCAGGGGGCCUUCCCCAAGCCGACCCUCCUCAUCCUCCAGUUUCCAGGUAGCGAGACCCAGGUUCUCAGCUGCGCAAACUGGGAUGCAGGCACACAUCUGGAGACCAGGUUCUGGUCACCAGUGAAAGAGAAAUAGCGCAUCCCCAUCCCCAUCAAUGGGCUUCUUCACACGUUGUGGUUUUUUAGGUGUACACCUAAGGGUUGGGGGGGCGCGUACAUCUUCAGAUUUAAAGUGUAAAUGCAGCAGUUUAUCCUUAAAGUGCACCCACCAGAGAGCUACGAUUGGCUGCAGCUCACUGCUGAGUUCCCACUUUGUGGCAAACCCAGGUUUGCUGCCGUGUAGUAAUGUGUUGAGAUGGCCCACACGCGCAAGGCAGGCGUUUGAACAGAAUAGUUACCUUUAGCUCCUCCCCUCCCUUUUCUGUUUAAGUUGAGUUCCUGUAAAUUAGGACAAUGAAGCCAAAUGGGGAGGCAAGCAGCCUCCUUUUCCGAAUCACUGAACUAUCCACUUUUUGGACUUGCGACGUUUCCAAGGGAUUUAACUGUGUGUGGCCGGAGCAGGAGAAAAGUAGCAACGAUAGAAGGGUUUGCCAUUCACGUAGCGGCAAGAUUCAUAACCGCCCUAGGAAAAGCAGUACUGUGCAUCUGUAAACAAGUGCAUUUUUAUAUCUGAGAACAGCUCCUCGCCUCAUCAUCCGGAAGCCCCAUGUAGUGUGAACGUGGUGGUAAGGUGGAAAAGAAGCAGUCGCAGAGGCAUGGAUGGACCCUCCUAAUUGUCUCUCAACACCUGCCUGCUAAAGCCCACAAAUUCAAAGUUUUCAUCACUCUCUUCCAAACAGGAUUGUCUUGGAAGCUUGUUGUGAGUUCCUUGGGGAGGCAGCCAGUGAUGUAUUGCAAGUUUCCGCUCAUGCUAGGUGUAAGAUACCCAGUCUUUGCCCUGCCUUAACUGAGAGCAAUACUGUAGCACAGCCAAAGUUUUCCAAGGAAAUGCAAAUUGUUGUUGUUAUUUCUUAAAUUUGUAUACGGCCAUUCAUCUGAAGAUCCCAAGGUGGCUCACAACAGAAAAUCACUUUCUCUUUUGCAUUUACAGGAAAGGCUUGGCAGGCAUUUCCUCAGUAUCCCUGUGUUAUGUCUCUGUCUCCACAUUAGCAUUACGAAGCAAAUACGGCGACUGCCAGGCAUGGCAUUUGCCUUGUAACAUGCUGUUCUCUCUUGAAAUGCCCCAAGACUGUGCCCCAGAAUCAUCUGCUUCUUCAACAGAUAAGUCAGAUAGAAAGUUUGAAAGCAACUGGUUGACACAGAUGUGUGUGCCAUUUGCUACGUAAUUAAAUGAGACAGGAGACAUAAAUUCCUCAAAGUUUCCUGGUCCUCUUCUGAACAGCUGAACGAGAGGCUGUGCAGGACUGCAAGGGCUGAAAAGCAGCAUGAGAUGAGAAUUCGAGGUGGAAGAGGCACAGAGGCAGCAAGGCAGUCAAAUGACUACUUCUUUACGGCAGUAGUGGGGUGAAGGUGUGUGAAAAUGCAGGGAAGAUCUUCUCUCCAUCUCUCUCUGCUUAGUAGCCAAUUUGCGUUGGUCAGAAACCGGACAAUGUUGUGUGUCGAAGCACCAGAGAAGGAGAACCCUUUCAGAAAAAUGAAAGGAAGACCAAGUGUGGAAUUUUGGAGUGCAAGGUUUGACAUUAAUCUCUUGCUAGAAUAGGACACUGUAAGUGGGAGGGAGGAAUAUGUGAGCAAGUGUGGGAGUGGUUUUCAGAGUCCACAGGACAGAGUUUUAAGGCGUUCCUGUACCUCAGAUGCUUGGUCCAAUGUCUGACAAGCUAGCAACUGGAAAUGCAAGUCCAGGGCCGGUUUUUGUAGACUCUCCCAGGUCAAUGAAAGCUAGCAGGGGGGAAAGGGAUGGCUAGGAGUCAUAUGUCUACUCAAAGCCAGAAAGGGAUAGAACAGGCAGCUUGCUGGAAGAACUGCCCUGGAUGUGCUUGGGGUGUUUUUUGCAUCCUCAGAAGCAGGCGGUGGCCAUACUAAAACCAAGAAAGUGGCGGGGGGGGGGAGGAGAGAUGGCGUUAAUCAAUGUAAUACCUUUAAUUUCUGUCAACAUAAUUUGAAGCUUCUGAGUUCGGCCUCUUUACCCAUUUGCAUGAGAAAAUAACUAUGUAAGGUAUGAAGCAAACCCAGCCCCUGUCCCCCGAAUAUUUAAUAUGAUGGUGGGGAGAUCCGUUUUAACAAAAUGCUGCACAGUGUAUACCUGAUUCCCACACAAACUUGACCUUGCCUGGCUUAUCUUGGCCACAGUCCAGGCCAGUUCACAAUGUAUUAUUUGUAUGGAGGCCCAGGUAAAACACCAAAGUACAAGGGCAGGCCACUGUUCCUGCAGAAACGGGGGCCUAAUUAAUUGUUUGUACUCUUGGGGCAUUCAGUCUCUACUCAGAGAAAAGCGAGGGCAGGGCUUUUUUCCCAGCUCACUGAAACUCCGUUCCAGCACCUCUCAGAUGGGUGCCAUGCUCAUUAUAAGAGAGCAUGGGAGGUGAGUUCCAGCACCUCUUUUUCUAGAAAAAUAGCAGUGAGCAAGGGUGAAUUGACUAGGCCCACGACCUCCUGUGGUGCAUCAUUGCUGCACAGUUUAGAGCCAUUCGUGAGUUUGGGGGGUGAAGUUCUGAAGUGGAGAGGCUCCCCAUGUGAUUUAGAGCCCUAUGUGUUUGCACAUGAGGAGACUGAGCGGCUGAAUAAGGCUUGUAGCAUGGAGAAAAGCAUGUCUGCCAUUUGAAAUCAAUGCAUCAUGUAUAUGUUUUGGCCAGUUAUCAUGAGGCUCAAAAAGCAGCUGAGAUGCCGAUUCCUUACUCCCUGCUAGUUGGAGAAGAUACACACACAAAAAUACAUAUAUACUGUAUAUAUGAGAAUACUCCUGAUCCUGUGAGUCAGGUGAUAGCAAAGAGCCAAUGCCCUAUCACUGCCUGUUAUCGUAACAGUUUGCUGCACUCUUAUCUUAUUGUAGAUGGAGUCUAGAUAUUGUUGGACUACAAACUCCCACCAUUCCCAGCCACCUUAGCCAACUGUAAGAGAUGAUGGGUGUUGGAGACCAACAUCAUCUUGAGACGCAAUGUUGGAGAACACAGGCCUGAUCUCAGCUGUCUGUUGCAGGAAGUUAUCCUUUCAGCAGGCGAGGGUGGUUGAGGUGGGGCUCCAAGUGCAAGAGGGUGGAUAGGUUGAAGGAAGAGUAGAUCUGAAAUACUGGUUAACAUUGUCUGAAGAAUACUAAGUCUGAAGAAUGCAAACCUGUCAUUCAAGAGGGAGACAGAUGGAGCACAAGGGUGGUUUAUAAUGUGCGGUUUCCACAGCCAGAUACAGUGGUGCCUCGCAAGACGAAAUUAAUCCGUUCCGCGAGUCUCUUCGUCUUGCGGUUUUUUCGUCUUGCGAAGCACGGCUAUUAGCGGCUUAGCGGCUGUUAACGACUUAGCGGCUUAGCGGCUAUUAACGGCUUAGCGGCUUUAAGAAAAAGGAAACAAACUCGCAAGAACUCGCAAGACAUUUCGUCUUGCGAAGCAAGCCCAUAGGGAAAUUCGUCUUGCGGAACGACUCAAAAAACAGAAAACUCUUUCGUCUAGCGAGUUUUUCGUCUUGCGAGGCAUUCGUCUUGCGGGGCACCACUGUAUGUACUUAGGCCCAAGGUCAAAUAAGUUUGGGAGGCCUCAGCCUCCGUGUAGUCCUACUGACCUUAUGCAGCCAAGUUUGAGUGUUGAGACCUAGCGAAAUCAGGCCUGGGGAGGUGGGGUUGAUCACUGGGAUAUACUUCUCGAAGUUGCUGUGCCGUGGAAUGCAGGUUGCCAGUUUCCGACUCUUCUGAGCCUCCUGUGUAUUUUACAGCUGCUUGACUGUCUGCGAGAAGCACUGUAGUGAUGGUAGCAGAACCUCCCUGGCCUGGCCUGGCUUGCUCUGCAGCAACCGAAGGCAAAAAAGCUCUCUUGGUGCCCUUUCACUAAGAGCCCUCCUGGAAAGGCUUAGUACAGGCAGGAAGUACGGAUCAGGGUAGUGAUAUGCUUACCUUUGAAAACGGGUGCUGGGCACCAUGAGAAUGUCGAAGAUAGGCUCUUCCCAUUCCUUCAUCCUGACCCAGGUUUUCAUAGUUUAAGAAGAAAUGUGAAAUGGUGGAGGGAGGCAGCUUCUUUGCAAGAAGCAUGAGAAGAGAACGCACUAGAGGAAGGGAUCCAGUGGCUCUGUUCUGCAUGACAGCCCCUGUUGUGCCAGUCUGUGCUCUAGAAAGGUUCCAAGUCCAAUCUUACAGCUUAGGAAGUGAAACCAGGAGCUAGAAUUCAGAACAGCUUAGGAAGCAAUACCGGGAGCUAGAAUACAGAACAAGAGUUGGGAGCAAGGAAUUUGGAGGAGCUCUUGAUGAGGCUUCUGUCGUUUUCACGGUCACACACAACCCAGCUGGAAACCACAUCAGUGAAAUUUUCACAUUACCCUUUGUCAGAUACCUUGUCAUUGUUUGCUAUUUAGACCGGCAGCUCUCUUGCUUCUCCGGGAGGGUGUUCAAAUUUCACAUCCAAGAAACGAACCUGCCAGCAACAUCCUGAAAUACACAGGGCUGUACAUCUCAAGCAGUAAGAAAACUUUGUUCUGUUCUUUUGGAAAUAUUUUUAUUUCAUUUUAUUUUUGAAGUUAAAAGUCACUUUACAACUGCUUGUGCUGAGGAAUAAAUUUCUGAUACGCACUUUAACCGUUGCCUUCAUUUGCCUCUUUCAUUUUCAGUUUCUUUCACAGUGUGAUCCCAAAACAUCUUCACACUUGAACCAAUGCUGUUACAUUCAGUCAAAGUGACUCUGCAUUGCACUAAACUGCCGGUCUAAGAUAAUGAGAGAAGGCGGCAUUUAAGUAGCAUUGAUGCUGCUCAUGUAAUAAGCUGCUUUAUUAGGCAUAGGGAACCGCUGGUCAGGGAUGAUGAGCAUUUUAGUCCACCAAUGACUGGACAGCCACAGUUUCAGUAUAUCCUUGUGAUGCAAAAUCUUCAAGGCAAGUGAAUGAAACAUAGUGUAUCCUGAGAUGGGGAGGGAACUCUAAUGACGGACUUCAACCUCUCACCUGUUGGAUUCUGAGAAAUGUAUUGCUCCCCCUCCUCACACACAUAAUGUACACAUCUUGACUGCCUUAUAUUUCCCACACUCCUGCAAUCCAGCCCUUUCUCCUGGUACAUAUCCUGUUAGUGGCAAACAGAUUCAGUGGGAAACAAAUACACAGAAAACACUGGAGAGUCAGAACCAAACCUGAAACUCCCUAACAGCCAAGAAAAAAAAUCAGGAUUCCAUACUCUACAUCCUUGCUCUCAUCUGUGAAAGUUGUGGGAUUCUCCAGACCAUUUGCCCCUCCCCCCUUGAAAAAGUGGCUCUCUGUUCCUCUAAACCCAUUAAGACGCUUCUUCCCUCACAAUCAGAGGAAAUGAUGGAUGCCUCUCAAAUCCCCAAAUCUCCCCCUGGAGAGUUCUCAGUGGUCUAUGCCCUUUUGAGGCUGCCCUUUGUGGUUUCAGCGUGAGUUUUAAGGCAGGGAAUGAGGAAAAGCUCUUACAGUCACCUCCAUUGUGCUCCUAAACAAGGUCCCUUCUGCAAGUUGUUUACAAUAUAGCAGGUUUUUAAAAACCAGUGCAAAUAUGUGCCUUUUCUACUAUCAUGUAUUAGGCCCACUGUGCAUCUUGCAAAUGUCUUCACUGAAAGGUCAAAUCCACACUAUUCAUGGCUUUCCCCAAAGAAUCCUGGGAAUUGUAGUUUACCCCCACAAAGCUAUAAUUCCCAGCACCCUCAACAAACUAAAGUCCCCAUGAUUCUUUGGGAGAAAUCAUGUGCUUUGAAUGUAUGGUGUGGAUGUGACCAGAUUCUAAUUCCUUCCUCCUUUACAAAGAGGAUAUAAGGCAGGCACACACGGCCACUAGAUGGUGGUCUUGUGCUUCCAUAGCUUAGCAGGGUUCUGCAUUCACCUGCUGUAGUGAUAAGUUGGGAGGAUUUAAAAUCUUAUGGCAGACUUACAAAUCCUCUCCACUUAAUCUUUUGCCCUUUGGACUUCACAGAGAAUCACAUCUGGCAAUUACUCUGUGCCACAUAUUUGCAGGGUUGCAAACCGAUCGCACGUUCUUGGCUCUGCAAAUGGAUGGCUUGCAAAAAAAUCUAUUUUGCUCCACCUGCGCUGUUAGGAUCACAGGCCGCGUCACAAUUCUUCCACUUCGCCCAGCAGGCAGCUGUGGUCUAAUGAUGCUAACCUUUUGUUGCUUGUGCAGGUUACAACUAGUAAGGGCUUGCUGUUUGCUGCUACCCUAG
Molecule: messenger RNA, 43800 nt
Organism: Podarcis lilfordi (Lilford's wall lizard)
Lineage: Eukaryota; Metazoa; Chordata; Lepidosauria; Squamata; Lacertidae
Source: the annotation of a GenBank genome assembly